ACAAUAAGUAACUAUUUGAUUUGGUAGUGGUUUGGAUUUUUUCGUAGAAUGAAUUAAAAUAUACAAUAGUUAUGUGCUCUUCUCUAUCACAUUGAUAUUAAGCUUUGAAUACUCUUAUUACGUUUUAAUUUCACCACACUCAACAUGUUUGAUGAAAUGCUUUAACCAUAUUUCUGGUUGGUUUUAUAAUUUCUAGCUUUUAGAAACUUAGUAAGUUGAUUGCAUGUGAAAUUAGAAUAAUUAGAUCUUAGUAAUUAGGAAAUUUUAGCUGCACAAAUAGCAUCUUUGCAGAAAACAUAUUAGCAUGAUGAUUACACUUCAUUAGUGUUCUUCUGGUAAAUUUGAACUGUUAUUGUAAACAUGUUAAUUUGCUAAUUGCUCGUGUUGUUGUUCUGUUAUUUUUAAUUUUUUUUUGUUUUUGUUGUGAUUUUCUGUUCUUGAACUUGUUAAGUUGAUAAUUUGCUAAAUUGUUGGGCUGCUGUUGUUUUAACAUGCCAAACUGUUAGGUUGCUGUGAUUUAAUUUGUUGGAUUUUCUAUUUAGGUCUUGUUCUUGUUUAUUUGCUAAAUUGUUGUUUUGUAUUUAUUGUUGUCUUUGAGAUUAUUGCUGGAUAUUGGUGAUCAUUGAUUUAUUAUAUGCUUCAUGUUUUCAUUGUUUUCUUCUUCUGAAGGAAAAAAAAUUCUGUUUUCAUUGUUUUGUUGAUUGUUUGUUUUGCUUCAAAAAUCAAUUUUUUGGAUCAUUGCUCAAAUUCUGAAUGCUGUUCUGCUGGUUUUGCUGUGUUUGUUUUGUUUCAGAAAUAAAUUUUUUGUGAUCAAUGCUCAAACUCUGAAUGUUGUUCUGCCGUUUUUGUUUUGUUUCAGAAAUCAAUUUUGUGAUGAAUGCUCAUACUCUGAAUGUUCUGUUUUGUUUUAAGGCUGUGUUUGGAAGAGGUGAUUGAUUUCUGAGUGUUGUUUUGUUUUUGUUUUAAGGCUGUGUGUUGUGUUCAAUUUUCAUUUUGUAGGAAAUUCUUUGAGGUAUAUAAGAAUUAAGAAUGAAGACUAUUUCAACGAAUGCAAGGUUCUGGGAUCGGGUGAUAAAACGCUGCGUUUAAGCGCAUUUCCUUUCCGGGGUGGAUCUGCACUGCACAGCUUGCUCGAAGAAGAAGAAGAUGCACUGGUACUUUGUCGCUGUGCUCCUCACUGUUCUCACCAGUUCUCAGGGAAUAUUGACAACCCUCUCGCAAAGUAAUGGAAAGUAUAAGUAUGAUUAUGCCACUAUCCCAUUUCUUGCUGAGGUUUUCAAGCUUGCAGUGUCAAGUUUCUUUCUAUGGAGGGAAUGUAAAAAGUCACCUCUGCCAAAGAUGACAACUGAGUGGAGAACAGUGAUUCUUUACCCCAUUCCUUCAAUUAUAUAUCUGAUCCACAACAAUGUGCAGUUUGCUACCCUCACAUAUGUUGACACUUCCACAUACCAGAUAAUGGGCAAUCUAAAGAUUGUGACCACUGGAAUACUAUUCAGGUUGUUCUUAGGGAGGAAGCUUUCGAACUUGCAGUGGAUGGCGAUCAUGCUGUUGGCUGUUGGGACAACCACAAGCCAGGUUAGGGGCUGUGGAGAGGCUUCAUGUGAUUCACUAUUCUCAGCACCAAUACAGGGUUACAUGUUAGGAGUUCUGUCAGCUUGUCUCUCUGCUUUAGCUGGAAUUUAUACUGAGUUCUUAAUGAAGAAAAACAAUGAUAGCUUAUACUGGCAGAAUAUACAGUUAUACACGUUUGGUACAAUCUUCAAUAUGGCACGACUUGCUUUGGAUGAUUUUAGAGGUGGAUUUGAAAAUGGACCCUGGUGGCAACGUAUAUUCAAUGGAUACACUAUCACUACUUGGAUGGUGGUAUUAAAUCUAGGGUCUACUGGUCUUUUGGUUUCCUGGUUGAUGAAACAUGCUGACAAUAUUGUUAAGGUAUAUUCCACAUCAAUGGCAAUGCUUCUGACAAUGAUAAUAUCAAUAUUCCUAUUCAACUUCAAACCUACAUUGCAGCUUUUCUUGGGUAUUAUUAUUUGUAUGAUGUCUCUACACAUGUAUUUUGCCCCAUCAAAUAUGCUAUUAGAUAUGCCAGUAACAGUUAAACCGGAUGAAGAGAGGGAGAAGCUUAUUGAAGUGUCUGUUGAUCGAAGAACACAUUCAUGAUGUCAUUCAAUGCUUUGGUAUCGACACAUUUAUUUGAAUUAGAAAAAUUCCCACGCGAUGCGCUGGCUAAAUACUUAUUCCAUAAUAUUGUUCGUUGGGUGUUGGAUUCUAAUAAAAAAUACAAAUAUAUAUUGAUACUAAAAUCUAAACAAGUAACUACUUGUUUUUGUUCAUUGGAUAAAUAUAUAUUGCAUAAAUAUAUACAAACAAAAAUAUUUUUGA
Messenger RNA from Arachis ipaensis, 2382 nucleotides. Lineage: Eukaryota; Viridiplantae; Streptophyta; Magnoliopsida; Fabales; Fabaceae. The record is from RefSeq and is a predicted model, not a curated record.